CGCAACUCACUGUUGGGUCCAAAGUUCAGCUCGGGUCCAAGUAUCAUGGUGAAGAUCAAGAGGAGCCUAUGGCUUCUCUUUGUUUUGGCUGUAGGGGUCCUUGCACGACCCGAUAGCGAAGAUGACCUGUCGGCUGCAUCAUCACAGUAUGCUGAGCUGCGUAGCGGCCGUGUAACAGAUGUAACAGCUGAAGCAGAUGUAACAUCUGAAGAUGUAACAGCUGAGGACUCAGACUCCGACGAGAGUCGAAUGUUCAACCCGAACGAGUUGAUCGGACUGCCGUUACCCUUAGAGUCGCUCCACAAAUGCCACUCGCAGGGUGAAAUGUAUUACGAGAGGAGAGGAGCCAUCUGUUUCGUCUGCGCCUGCUUCAGUUCAACUAUAGGCCUACUGUACUCCAAGUGCGUGGCCUGUGACCUGUGCGUAGAGGAACAUAAUGCGAUUCCAUUACCUCCUCUACCAGCUCCGCGAUUGACUUGGAGUCCUAAAUAUGAAUACAUUCCUAUACCCGCAAUAUCCCCACUUCUACCAUAUCCACAAAAAGACCUUCAUCCACCUCCUCCUCCACUACAGCCAGGACAGCCAGCUCCAGAACUAGCUCCUGAAGUAGCUCCAGAAGCUGGUCCACCGGCACCUCAUCUAGCGCCAUUCCAUAAACCAGAUGAAUUGCCAGAAAUAGCUCCGUUAGCCCCGGUAUCUGUGACAACUCAUUCAGAAGUAAUUAACAUAUCACCUCCUGAAGAGCUACCACCAUGGCAUCCAUGGCAUCCAUCUCCAUCGCCUCUACACCCAGCUCCAGAAAUAGCUCCAGGAGUUGCUCCACCGGCACCUUAUCCAGCGCCUUUCCCUGCACUACAUACUUCACCAGAGCAACAACCACCACAUCCAUCUCCAUCGCCUCAACAUCCAGAGCUACCUCCAUGGCAUCCAUGGCACCCAUCUCCAUCCCCUCAACAGCCAGAAUUACUUCCAUCGCCCCCACCGUCAACGCCAGAUCAUCCAGCGCCUUCCCCUGCACCACAAACGUCACCAGAGCAACAACCACAGCAUCCAUCUCCAUCGCCUCAACAUCCAGAGCUGCCACCGUGGCACCCGUGGCAUCCGUCUCUAUCGCCUCCCCAUCCAGAGCUGCCUCCAUGGCAUCCUUGGCAAUUGUCCCCAUUGCCUCCACCCCCAGCUCCAGAAAUAGCUACAGAAGCUGGUCCACCGGCGCCUCAUGAAGAGCAACAACCACAGCAUCCAUCUCCAUCGCCUCAACAUCCAGAGCUGCCACCGUGGCAUCCAUGGCAUCCAUCUCUAACACCUCCACAUCCAGAGCUGCCUCCAUGGCAUCCAUGGCAACUGUCUCCAUUCCCUCCACAUCCAGCUCCAGAAGUAGCUCCAGAAGCUGUUCCACCGGCACCUCAUCCAGCUCCAGAAGUAGCUCCAGAAGCUGGUCCACCGGCGCCUCAUCCAGAGCAACAACCAGAGCAACCAUCUCCACCGCCCUUACAUCCAGAGUUGCCUCCAUGGCAUCCAUUGAAUCAACCUCCAGCGCCUCUACGUCCAGAGCUACAACCAGAGCACCCAUCUCCAUCACCCCUACAACCAGCUCCAGAAGCUGGUCCACCGGCACCUCAUCCAGAGCAACAACCACAGCCUCCACCUCCAUCGCCUCAACAUCCAGAGCUACCUCCAUGGCAUCCAUGGCAACCAUCUCCAUCGCCUCUACACCCAGAGCUGCCUCCAUGGCAUCCAUGGCAUCCAUCUCCAUCGCCUCUACACCCAGCACCAGAAGUAGCUCCCGAAGCUGGUCCACCAGCACCUCACCCAGAACAACAACCAGAGCACCCAUCUCCAUCGCCUCUACAUCCAGAGCUGCCGCCAUGGCAUCCAUUGAACCAACCUGCAUCGCCUCUACACCCAGAAUUACUUCCAUCGCCCCCACCGUCACCGCCAGGUCACCCAGCUCCAGAAGUAGCUCCAGUAUCUGGUCCACCAGCACCUCAUCCAGAGCAACCACCAGAGCACCCAUCUCCAUCGCCCCUAUAUCCAGCUCCGGAAGUAGCUCCAGAAGCCGGUCCACCGGCGCCUCAUGAAGCACCUUACCCUAAACCUCAUCCAUCACCAGAGCAACAACCACAGCAUCCAUCUCCAUCGCCUCAACAUCCAGCACCAGAAGUAGCUCCCGAAGCAGGCCCACCGGCACCUCACCCAGAGCAACAACCAGAGCAACCAUCUCCACCGCCCUUACAUCCAGAGCUGCCUCCAUGGCAUCCAUGGAACCAACCUCCAACGCCUCUACACCCAGAAAUACUUCCGUCGCCCCCACCGUCACCGCCAGGUCACCCAGCUCCAGAAGUAUCUCCGGAAUUCGGUCCAUCGGCACCACCUCAUCCAGAGCUGCCUCCAUGGCAUCCAUGGCAUCCAUCUCCAUCGCCUCUACACCCAGCACCAGAAUUAGCUCCCGAAUCUAGUCCACCAGGACCUCAUGCAGAGCAACAACCAGAGCAACCAUCUCCACCGCCCUUACAUCCAGAGCUGCCUCCAUGGCAUCCAUUGAAUCAAUUACCAUCGCCUCUACACCCAGCUCCAGAAGUAGCUCCGGAAUACGGUCCACCGGCACCUCAUCCAGAGCAACAACCAGAGCAACCAUCUCCACCGCCCUUACAUCCAGAGCUGCCUCCAUGGCAUCCAUGGAAUCAAGCUCCAUCGCCUCUACACCCAGCUCCAGAAGUAGCUCCAGAAGCUGGUCCACCAGCACCUCAACCAGUACCUUACCCUGAACUACAUCCAUCACCAGAGCAACAACCACAGCAUCAUCCUCCAUCGCCUCAACAUCCAGAGCUGCCUCCAUGGCAUCCAUGGAAUCAAUCUCCAGCGCCUCUACACCCAGCACCAGAAGUAGCUCCCGAAGCUGGUCCACCGGCACCUUAUCCAGAGCAACAACCAGAGCAACCAUCUCCACCGCCCUUACAUCCAGAGCUGCCUCCAUGGCAUCCAUGGAACCAACCUCCAUCGCCUCUACACCCAGCUCCAGAAGUAGCUCCAGAAUUAGCUCCGGAAUACGGUCCACCGGCACCUCAUCCAGAGCAACAACCAGAGCAACCAUCUCCACCGCCCUUACAUCCAGAACUGCCUCCAUGGCAUCCAUCGAACCAACCUCCAUCGCCUCUACACCCAGAACAACAACCACCGCAUCCACCUCCAUCGCCUCAACGUCCAGAGCUGCCUCCAUGGCAUCCAUGGCACCCAUCUCCAUCGCCUCUACACCCAGCACCAGAAGUAGCUCCCGAAGCAGGCCCACCGGCACCUCACCCAGAGCAACAACCAGAGCAACCAUCUCCACCGCCCUUACAUCCAGAGCUGCCGCCAUGGCAUCCAUUGAAUCAAUCACCGUCGCCUCUACACCCAGCUCCAGAAGUAGCUCCGGAAUACGGUCCACCGGCACCGCCACAUCCAGAGCAACAACCAGAGCAACCAUCUCCACCGCCCUUACAUCCAGAGUUACCUCCAUGGCAUCCAUGGAAUCAAGCUCCAUUGCCUCUACACCCAGCUCCAGAAGUAGCUCCAGAAGCUGGUCCACCGGCACCUCAUCCAGUACCUUACCCUGAACUACAUCCAUCACCAGAGCUGCCUCCAUGGCAUCCAUGGCAUCCAUGGCAUCCAUCUCCAUCGCCUGUACAGCCAGCACCAGAAGUAGCUCCAGAAGCUGGUCCACCGGCACCUCAUCCAGAGCAACAACCAGAGCAACCAUCUCCACCGCCCUUACAUCCAGAGCUGCCUCCAUGGCAUCCAUUGAAUCAAACACCAUCGCCUCUACACCCAGCUCCAGAAGUAGCUCCAGAAGCUGGUCCACCGGCACCUCAUCCAGCGCCUUACCCUGAACUACAUCCAUCACCAGAACAACAACCACAGCAUCCACCUCCAUCGCCUCAACAUCCAGAGCUGCCUCCAUGGCAUCCAUGGAAUCAAUCUCCAUCGCCUUUACACCCAGCACCAGAAGUAGCUCCUGAAGCAGGUCCACCGGCACCUCAUCCAGAGCAACAACCAGAGCAACCAUCUCCACCGCCCUUACAUCCAGAGCUGCCUCCAUGGCAUCCAUGGAACCAACCUCCAUCGCCUCUACACCCAGCUCCAGAAGUAGCUCCAGAAGCUGCUCCACCGGCACCUCAUCCAGAGGAACAACCACCGCAUCCAUCUCCAUCGCCUCCACAUCCAGAGCUGCCUCCAUGGCAUCCAUGGAAUCAAUCUCCAUCGCCUCUACAUCCAGCUCCAGAAGUAGCUCCAGAAGCUGGUCCUCCGGGACCAUAUCCAGCUCCAGAAGUAGGUCCAGAAGCUGGUCCACCGGCACCUCAUCCAGCGCCUCCCGCUGAACCACACCCAUCACCAGCUCCGGAAGUAGCUCCAGAAGCUGGUCCACCGGCGCCUCAUCCAGAGCAUCAACCACAGCCUCCAUCUCCAUCGCCCCUACAUCCAGAGCUGGGCCCACCAUUCCGGUAUCUCUCAUCUAUCCAACCAGGAUACAUAUAUAAUGAGCCUGCACCUCAAGGAGUACCAGAGCAACCACAGCCUCAUCCUCCAGAAAUAGCUCCGCUAGCCCCGGUAUCUGUGACGACUCAUACAGAAGUAAUUAAUAUAUCACCUCCUCCUGAAGGACAUCUGAUCCCAAUAGUUCCACCAGUUCACCCAUUACCAGACGUUUCACCUACGGCUACUCCAGAUAUUCCGGCACCAUUGCCUCAUACAGAAGUAUUACCGGAGCCGCAGCCAGAACCAGAAAAUAUUACUCCACAACCGGCUCCAGUAAUUCCGAUACCAGCUCCACAGCCCCCUGCACCAGAACCAGCACCCGAGCCAGUUCCACAACCAUUGCCACCGCAGCCACUGCCUCUGCCUGUCCCACGAGGCUGGCCAUUACCUCCAAAACCAGCACCACAACCUGGACCGCAACCGGGACCGCAGCCGGGACCACAACCAGGACCACAACCGGGACCGCAGCCGGGACCACAACCGGGACCGCAGCCAGGACCGCAACCGGGACCACAACCAGGACCACAACCGGGACCACAGCCGGGACCACAACCGGGACCGAAACCAGGACCACAACCAGGACCACAACCAGGACCACAACCAGGACCCCAACCAGGACCACAACCAGGACCACAACCAGGACCUCAACCAGGACCUCAACCCGGACCUCAGCCUCCAGCACCGAAACCCUCACCUCAAGACCAAGUACUGUUCUGUCCACCUCCACUGUUUAUCCGUGGACCGCCACGUCCUUACCCAGUACCCGUACCGGUACCAGGUAAAAACAUAUUAGUGCCUGUACCUGUACCCGUACCAGUACCUGCUGACAAGAUCUACAUUUCGAACAGGCCGUAUUCUGUACCGCAACUACCUAAGAUAGUACCAGUUCCGGUACCUAGCAAGGACAAACUUGUACCAGUGCCAGUACCCGUACCAGUACCUGGAGCGACAAAGUUCUACCCAGUGCCCGUCGUCCUCUACGUAGCCCCUGAGUGCAAACAUCAUCAACCUCUGGUACCAUUCUACGUUCCAUCCGAGCCGUGCGUAAUCCACGUGUGUAAGAUCGUCUACAACUACGUCUUUAUUGAGACCAGCCAUGACAGUAAUUGCAUUGGUAAACCAAAAGGACCUGGUUGGAGCACAGCUGGUGCCUCAGCAAACGCAAUAAGUACAGGUGGAUCAUCUACGGCCGAAGCUAAUGCUAACGCUAACACCGGUCUGUCACCUGUUGUCAAAUACGGACCCUACAAUUUAUAUUCCAGUGGUCCCAGUGCAUCGGCUGAUGCUUCAGCUACUACUGGAGGUUGGAACGGAAAUACUUACUCAGGAUCAAAUGCAAACGCUAACGCUGUAGCAAAUACCGGCGCACCGUUGAGUUACGGAGGAGAUUACUCUAAUGCUAAUGCUCAAGCAACUGCUAAUACAGGUCCUACUUAUGGAGGUGCAUAUAGUAUAGCUGAAGCUCAAGCAACCGCUAAUACAGCGCCCGCUUACGGAGGUGGAUACAGUAUCGCUGAUGCUCAAGCCACCGCUAAUGCUGGACCUGGUUACGGAGGUGGAUACAGCAUCGCUGAUGCUCAAGCCACCGCUAAUGCUAGACCUGGUUACGGAGGUGGAUACAGCAUCGCUGACGCUCAAGCAACCGCUAAUGCUGGACCUGGUUACGGAGGUGGAUACAGCAUCGCUGACGCUCAAGCAACCGCUAAUGCUGGACCUGGUUAUGGAGGUGGAUAUAGCAUCGCUGAUGCUCAAGCAACUGCUAACUCUGGAUCUGGUUAUGGAGGUGGAUACACUAUCGCUGAUGCUCAAGCAACCGCUAAUGCUGGACCUGGUUAUGGAGGUGGAUACACUAUCGCUGAUGCUCAAGCAACCGCUAAUGCUGGACCUGGUUACGGAGGUGGAUACAGCAUCGCUGAUGCUCAAGCAAUCGCUAAUGCUGGACCCAGUUAUGGCGGUGGAUACAGCAUCGCUGAUGCUCAAGCAACCGCUAACGCUGGACCUGGUUAUGGAGGUGGUUACAGCAUCGCAGAUGCUCAAGCAACCGCUAAUACAGCGCCUGUUUAUGGUGGUGGAUACAGCAUUGCUGAUGCUCAAGCAACCGCUAACGCGGGGUCUGGUUAUGGAGGUGGAUACAGCCUGGCUGACGCUCAAGCAGUAUCUAACGCCGCAAAUGGUUAUAAUGGUGCAUACAGCCUGGCGGACGCUCAAGCAGUCUCUAACGCCGCAAAUGGUUAUAAUGGUGCAUACAGCCUGGCAGACGCUCAAGCAGUCUCUAACGCCGCAAAUGGUUAUAAUGGUGCAUACAGCCUGGCAGACGCUCAAGCAGUCUCUAACGCCGCAAAUGGUUAUAAUGGUGCAUACAGCCUGGCAGACGCUCAAGCAGUCUCUAACGCCGCAAAUGGUUAUAAUGGUGCAUACAGCCUGGCAGACGCUCAAGCAGUCUCUAACGCCGCAAAUGGUUAUAAUGGUGCAUACAGCCUGGCAGACGCUCAAGCAGUCUCUAACGCCGCAAAUGGUUAUAAUGGUGCAUACAGCCUGGCAGACGCUCAAGCAGUCUCUAACGCCGCAAAUGGUUAUAAUGGUGCAUACAGCCUGGCAGACGCUCAAGCAGUCUCUAACGCCGCAAAUGGUUAUAAUGGUGCAUACAGCCUGGCAGACGCUCAAGCAGUCUCUAACGCCGCAAAUGGUUAUAAUGGUGCAUACAGCCUGGCAGACGCUCAAGCAGUCUCUAACGCCGCAAAUGGUUAUAAUGGUGCAUACAGCCUGGCGGACGCUCAAGCAGUGGCCAAUGCUGCAAACGGUUACAAUGGUGCAUACGGCAUUGCAGAUUCUCAAGCUGCUGCUAAUACUGCCAGUUAUUUAGGUCUUAGUUCGUCUAACGCUGCCGCCCAAGCAGCUGCUCAAAGCGCUUCUGGUCUUGGACAAGGACUUGGAAGUUAUAGUGACGCCAAUGCUGUUGCCCAAGGUGUCACAAACUCUCUUGGCUAUACUUCAUCUAAUGCCGCAGCUCUAGCUGCUGCCAAUGCAGCAUCUGGAUUAGGAGGAUAUGGUGGCUAUAGUGAUGCUGGUGCAGCUGCUCAGGCUGCAGCGAAUAAUGCUGGUUACGGAGGCUAUGGUUUAUCCAAUGCCGCAGCUCAAGCUGCUGCCAAUGCAGCAUCUGGAUUAGGAGGAUAUGGUGGCUACAGCGAUGCUAGUGCUGCUGCCCAGGCAGCAGCUAACAAUCUUGGAUCUUAUUCAUCCAAUGCCGCAGCUCUUGCUGCUGCCAAUGCCGCGUCUGGAUUAGGAGGAUAUGGUGGCUAUAGUGAUGCUAGUGCUGCUGCCCAAGCUGCAGCUAAUAAUCUUGGCUCUUCUUCAUCCAAUGCCGCAGCUCAGGCUGCUGCCAAUGCCGCAUCCGGAUUAGGAGGAUAUGGUGGCUAUAGUGAUGCUAAUGCAGCUGCUCAGGCUGCUGCAAAUAAUGCUGGGUAUGGCGGCUAUGGUUUAUCUAAUGCCGCAGCUCAAGCUGCUGCCAAUGCAGCAUCUGGAUUAGGAGGAUAUGGUGGCUACAGCGACGCUAGUGCUGCUGCGCAAGCUGCAGCUAACAAUCUUGGCUCCUCUUCGUCCAAUGCCGCAGCUCUAGCUGCUGCCAACGCUGCAUCUGGAUUAGGAGGAUAUGGUGGUUACAGCGAUGCUAAUGCUGCGGCUUUGGCUUCUUCUGGACUUAUAGGACUUGGUGGUUCUAGUGACGCUAGUUCAGCUGCUCAGGCUGCUGCAAAUAACGCUGGCUAUGGCGGUUAUGGCUUAUCAAAUGCCGCAGCUCAGGCUGCUGCAAACGCUGCAUCUGGUUUAGGAGGAUAUGGUGGGUAUAGCGAUGCUAAUGCUGCAGCUUUGGCUUCUUCCGGACUUACUGGGCUUAGUGGUUCCAGUGACGCUAGUGCGGCUGCUCAGGCCGCAGCAAAUAAUGCUGGCUUUGGCGGCUAUGGCGGCUAUGGUUUAUCCAAUACCGCAGCUCAAGCUGCUGCCAAUGCCGCAUCCGGAUUAGGAGGAUAUGGUGGUUACAGUGACGCUAGUGCAGCUGCUCAGGCUGCAGCGAAUAAUGCUGGUUAUGGCGGCUAUGGUUUAUCGAAUACCGCAGCUCAAGCGGCUGCCAAUGCAGCAUCUGGAUUAGGAGGAUAUGGUGGCUACAGCGACGCUAAUGCUGCAGCAUUAGCUGCAGCUAAUACUGGCGGUUAUGGUGGCUAUGGAGACGGUAAUGCUGGUGCUGCAGCUGCUGCCGCUGCCGCUGCGGCUGCAGGUGGUGGUGGUGGUUACGGUGGCCAUGGAGACGCUAAUGCAGCGGCCGCUGCUGCUGCUGCUGCAGCUGCUGGCGAUCAUGGUGGCCAUGGAGACGCUGCUGCUGCUGCCGCCGCUGCUAAUGCAGCUGGUGGUUACGGUGGCUAUGGAAGUCCUAUCAGUAUCGCACAGGCACUAGCCAAUGCUGGUAUUAUCCGAAGUGGCGAACCAGAUACUGAUUCAGAUUUAGCAGACGAUUCGUCAGAAGACCGAGCAGACUCCAGGAGAAAGAGGAACGUUGAGCAACGCAGGCUCAGACUCAGAAUGAGAGCCUAAUAAACCACAAAACUUCUGAGAAUAAACCAACACUCAUCACAAUGAUCUCUCUACAAACUUGGCAAGAUAAUGGAUUUGAUAAAGUUUAUAUAUUUUAAUCGAAGCAUCCAGAAAAUGACGAGCAAACUUUAUACUUAUAUGUAUUAUUUAUGUAAUAAAGCUACUAGUGGGAUUAA
Molecule: messenger RNA, 9272 nt
Organism: Spodoptera litura
Lineage: Eukaryota; Metazoa; Arthropoda; Insecta; Lepidoptera; Noctuidae
Source: RefSeq, a predicted model, not a curated record